CAGCUACAGUCAUGUGUUAACUUCGAAGAAGUUGAGUACAUCUGUGAUGACGUUUACACUUGGCCGGCUGCUACAAAAUCUAACGGGUCUGUUACGCGUUUCUUGUAACAGCUAGCUUCCUGGUCCAUCAUCACUUCUACCAGUCAGUGAGCAUGGUGAUCGGUGAAUUGUGGAUGCACAGCGAGUUUUUGUUUCAAAACACGACAUUAUUUGUGGUUGAGUGAGGUUAUUUUGGUGCAGUUGUUUCUCAUACACAAUUCCAUAAAACAUCGUUUAAAAUAUGCUUUCGAAGUAGUGACGUGGAAGAUCACCUAAAACAUGUUAAAUUGUUACGCAACACGUGUUUAUUUCUCAUGUUGUUUAGAUAAUUGUUUUGCGAUCGCCAAAAGACGCCAUUAAGCUGUGAACAUGUGCGUCAAAGAUUGUCAUAAAUAUGUCGGAAACGAUAACCGAAUGUUCAGUUAUCGAUACGAAGGUAGAAAUACAUCGAACAUGGAGAGUUUGUGAGAAGUGUUAAGAAAUUGUUGCUUGCCGCGUUUUUAUUCGAGAUUUCAAGAGCGUGAUUAUUGAUUCCGGGUUAUUAUGCCCUACAAACAGACUGGUUUACAACCAGUGCAAACAAAUACAGAAUUAAAGUGUGACAGGGAGCAUAUAUUGCUACUGCCAUAUUUACAUCUUGUGUGUAUUCCUUAAUAUGGACUGCUUCAGCUGAUUGUAAGCUGAGGAUUCAUGGAUAUUAAACGUUCAAAACCGAAACAAAGUGCUUUUGAGUUUGCAGCGUGUCGUUUAACAUUUAUCUACGGAAUUACACUUCACGUUAUUUCUGAUCCAUUAAUUUGUAUAUGUGUUUGAUAUAACACGAGACGUGGGCCUGUUGUGUCAAAAAGAGGUAGUAAACGAGUUCCUGUAGUACAGUAAAGGGUGAAAUUUUAGUAAAAUUAUUUUGAAAUUAUAUCCGUGUGAAACCACAAAUAACGGUUGUCAUUAUAUUGCCACUUACGUUAGAACGUUGCGUUCUGCUAUAAAAAAUAAAGGUGCGUGAUUUAUAUAUCAGUCAGCAAGUAAUAUUCCUCCUAUAAGCGAUUUGUGUCCACCUGUUGUCACGCAAGCACUCGAUAGUUCCUCUUGGUUGUCAUACACUUCUUCCAAGGUAAAUACGUAGUAGCUUCUCCCUUUCUCCCAGAGUUACAUAAAACACUCUACGUAAUUGUGUGAAAAUGCCCAGUAUCAUCACGUGUUUUAUUCCAUCAUAAACGCCAGGUUUUCUUCCCAUAAGCCAGAGAUAUCCGGAAAAUUAUCUAUGUAGAUAAAUAUCUUAACGUACCUCCAAAAUACUUUCGAAUAUAUUCUACAAUUGCGUAUUGUAUACUUGAAACGCAACCUCAGAUCUUGCAGACAUUUAAAAAAAUUGCAUAAUAUAUGCUAUUAGCUUCAAGUACUCGUUCAGAAUAAUGUAAUCUCCCCUUAAGACAUGAUCACAAAACUUGCGAAGACCGUAAAUACUUCUGAUAACAUUCUAAAGUAGCUGUGGCGAAUGGUGAAGUGCUGUAAUGAUUCCAGGCGUCCUAAAAUAUGUGACACGAAGACGUAAUAAUCUUUCAUUUACGUAAGCGGCAACGUUAUAAGACGUGUGCUGAUCGGACAGUACAUGUUCGUAAUUCCCGUGGUCAUAACAGUACUUCUGCAAACGUGGGUGAACUCGAAUGUUUUGGAAGAUUUCCGUGUGUAAUUAUUAACAUCCCACAAACAAACAAGUGGUUUGUCCCUCGCGGUUUCUUGUCCCGCAAGGCGCAAGAACAGUUAACCGGGUUCAGUGCAACGGAGUCGAUGCAGCUCCCGCCAUGUCUCUCCCAAAAGAAGGGGAGGUUCUACGAGUUCCCGGCUCUCCUCAGCUCGAUGCCCGCAGAGUGCGUGGGUCCUGGCGCGACUACCUGGACCCCGCCUCCACCCCUCCGCCACAACCGCCGACCCUCAGUGAGGAAGAGGAGGACGACGACGACGAUGACGCUUGUUGCGUCGUGAGCGCCGAGGCGGACUUCGAACCUUUCUCGGACACUUGUGGCGAGGGUGACGAGAGUGAUCUGGAGGGCCUGGACUUGACCCUGUUUGAACCAGCCGCGGCGGCGAGCGUCAUCGCCCCUUGUUGCCCUCAGUGUUGUGGACAUUGCGCCAGGGAAGUGGCUCGCAGGAAUGGCGCCUUGCCAGGAACGCUGUACAUCCUCACUACAGUACAGGGCGCCGACAAUGAUAAGGACCUGCAGAUCGGCCACAGACCAGCCAAUGCUGUUAAGGACGGCAAAGUGUCCCUGGUUGCCUGGGAGCCCUACUUUUGCGUACUGUUGCAGGACGAGCAGACGCUCACCGCCUACAGAAGCGAGGAGUUAUCUAUUUUCCCUGGAACCCCGGGUCGGCCUCGCUCUCGGAUGAAGAUCGGAGACGCGUUGUUCGUGGAUUUGCCACGAGUUCGCCUUGAUGGAGGCGCGAAAGCUUUCCGUCAGCGCUGGGGUUACGAACUCAGUCCACCCCCGCCGCUGCUGGAGGAAGAAGAAGGCGAGGAUUGCGAGGCGGAAGGGGAGGGGGAACCAGCUGAAACAGCGUCGCUGAGAGAAGAAGGCACUUCGCAUACCGUGUCACCUCUAGGUGAGUUGAAAUCCAUGUCUCUUCCGAGAGCAUUUGUCGAAGAGAAAUGCUCUGAUAGAGUGGCUGCAAAAGCAACAUCCACGGUUUUGAAUAAAGUGCCGUCAACGGAUAGGCCCAAAAAGAUCCCCCUCGUAGUUGUGGAUCAACAUAACAGUGGCAAGGAUGUGAAGACAGCUGACAGACAGGAAGCGAAGCACCAACAACAGCCAACUCGUCAGGCGAACAAAGACGUCGACGAAGACGAUGCCAACGAUCCCGGUGUUCAUUCUGAUACAUCUUAUGAGAAGGCGUGUAGAAGAGGCAGUGCCCCAGCCACCCCUGUUCUGGGUACCCGUGCCCUUGAACUCACACCCUCCAGGAUAGUCAAUUUCUUCUCAAAGCGGUCUUUCAGAUCGAACCCGCUGAAGAGGACCAAAAGUGUUACAAAACUGGAAAGAAAACGAGUUCUUGACAGUGACGGAGUUCCUGUUCCACCACGACUGCGUACGUCACGGUCUCACGAGUCCUUGCUCUCAGGCCAAAGUGUGAUGCAAACUCUGGACUUGGGAGCUGGGGGCGUAGAGAUCAAGCCCCUACACCCUUCGGUCCUGGGUCGUGAACAUUGUUUCCAAGUUACGCUUCCCGCUGGCAGCCCACGCUACUUCUCAUGUCGGUCGGCCGAUGAGCGAGACAAGUGGGUGCAUAGCUUGCGUAAGUCUGUUCAACCAGAUCAGGAACAUGUGCGGCGUACAGACAAUUCACUCAAGAUAUGGAUUCUGGAAGCCAAAGGAAUUGCAAACAAAAAGAGGUACUUCUGUGAGCUUUGUCUCGAUAAGACGCUCUAUGCUCGUACUUCAUCCAAGCAGAAGGGAGACAUGUGUUUUUGGGGAGAGCAUUUUGAUUUCCACAACUUGCCUCUGGUGAAUGUUAUUAAUGUGAAUCUCUUUCGUGAAGCUGAUCGUAAGAAGAAGCGGGACAAAAAUGUCUUAGUUGGUAGUGUAAGCAUACCAGUGCAUGAAGUGACAUCUCGGCACCUGAUGGAGAAGUGGUAUCCUGUUUUGUCAGAAAAGGGUAUACCGAAGGACCCUCCUUCUCUGCGGGUAAAGUGUCGCUUCCAGUCAGUAGACAUCCUGCCAGUCCAGGUGUAUCAAGAAUUUCUGCAGUUCCUGAAGAUGGAGUACAAGCCAUUGUGUGAGGCAUUGGAGCCUGUGAUUGGCGUGAAGGCAAAGGAGGACAUAGCAACAGCCAUGGUUCACAUCAUGCAGAGAGAGGGCAGGGCACAGCAGUUUCUUGCUGACAUAGUCAUGAUGGAUAUUGAUCGGAUAGAUGAUGAACGGCUGACAUUCAGGGGGAACUCCCUGGCAACAAAGGCAAUGGAGGCAUACCUGAAACUGACAGGUGAUCGGUACCUGCAGGAAACUCUUGGCGAACUCGUGAGUUGUGUACUUAGCUCAGGGCAGGACUGUGAAGUUGACCCAUUGAAGGUGGCCAAUGUAGCAGCCCUACGCAAACAGCAGGACAACUUAAGGGCCGCAGUGGAACUGGCAUGGUCCCGCAUCUUGAGUUCUCACCAGGCUUUCCCCGUGGAGUUGCGCGAAUGUUUCCACACAUUCCGAGAGCGUCUUGCAGCCAUGGGACGAGAGGACAUUAGUGAUAAUCUCAUCUCAGCCUCCAUUUUCUUGCGCUUUCUCUGUCCAGCUAUUCUGUCUCCGAGCCUGUUCAACAUCACACAUGAAUAUCCAAAUGAAAAGGCUGCACGUAAUCUCACUCUUGUGGCCAAGACAUUACAGACAUUGGCCAACUUCACGCGUUUCCAAGGAAAGGAGAACUUCAUGGAAUUUAUGAAUGACUUUCUGGAACGAGAAGCUCCAUCAAUGAAGAACUUCUUGAAGCACAUUUCAGCACACGUGCAGCGUGACUUUCCAUCUCCACACUGCUUGGAGUUUGAUGGCUACAUUGAUCUUGGCAAGCAGUUGAGUCUUUUGGCUGCUCUUCUACAUGAAUGUGUGGGAAAAUUUGGACCUGGACACAGCGGAGAAAUCCAGAGGCUUACACGGGUUCUUGACAGGGUGAGACUAGCACAGAGUCAGCCGGCAGGAUUGAUCCGUCAACACAGUUCACCCCCAAUGCCUGGAAUUAUACCUUCACCAGGGCAGGGAGAACCAGGAAAUAGGAAUUCUGAACCAGCAGCACUUCAGGCCCUACAGAGGAACAUCUUUAGGUUUAAUGACCCUACAGUGUGCAAUGGCGUUGUUUUGGGUCAGUUCCAUAAUGGACAACAGCAGCAACAUCAUCCCACCAGUGAAAUGAGUGGCUCCAUGAUUGCCACCAUCUCUGGUCAUGUUACACGAUCGCCUGUUGUACCCCGAGCGUCGACUCUGCCUCGUAAUGCCUUUCUACCCAAGCUAGCAAUGACAUCAACUACUGCUGGUGAUGAAUACUGUGAUCCACCUCCAGCCUAUCACAGUCCUAGUCCCGCUCCACACCACUGUAGUGUUCAUUGUCUCCCACCUGGUAGCCUGCAGCACCGGAGUGGCCGUUCUUCUUCUAUCGCGAAUGGUCUAAAUGGAAAUAUUGCAACUGCUAAUAGUAAUGUAAAUGGGAACCUGGAUGAGCUGUCCGAUCUGUUGCGUUACGCAGAUGAUGAGGCUCUGUCAGAACACAAUACAAACAAGGGUAGUCAGAUUUCUAUUUCACAGCUCUCCAAUGUGGCAUCAUCUGGGUAUCAGAGUUUUGCAUAUAGUCAGAGCUCAAGUCCUGUGGAUCUCACCAUUGCAAAUAACAAUAAUUCUACACAAGCAAACAGUGCUGUAAGCAACAACAACAACAAUAAUAAUGUAAGCAUUGUAGCAUCGGCUCCACUUGCUUUUACCAACCCGGUGUAUCACAUGGAAUUACAACAGCAGAUGGCGACACUGAACGGACAUCACCGUCAUUUGCGUCGGCAUCAUUCUUGCAGUUCAUCUUCUGAGGAAAAUGGUGGUGGUGGAACACUGGAGAGGGUGGGUGGAGUGGAUGCAUCUCCUUUGCAUUCAACACCUACACCCCCACCAGUUCACAAGUUCUCUUCAGGAUUGCGAGCUCCUCGUACAAACCCACAGUGUGCACAGAGGAGUAACUGGCGUGCAGCUAAUGGGCAAACUUCUGGUGUGUUGCAAACCCAUCUUCAUACAUGCACUAGCACUCCAGAUCAACCUAUUUCUACAUGCUGUGCAAAGCUGAGGCGGCGGCUGUCUCUUGACUCAACUCGUGAUCUUUCAGACUCGUCAGAUGAUGAUAGCUGCCAUGGUCAGCUCAAUAAGCUUCGAAGCCCCAGGAAUAUUGAGCAGUAUGAACAAGAGAUUGAACGAUUGCAGAAGAAUGUAGAAUAUUUGAAAUUGAAGUUGGAACAGGCCGAACAGCAGCACGAUCGAGAACAGCGAGGCUCGGGCAUGGACUCGCCGGAUAUCGACUCCAGCGAGCGGGAAUCAGUGCAUGAUGUGAGAGACCCACCAACUCCUGGCCAAGGAGACACAAACAUGAAGAACAUCAUUGCAAGGUUAAUCUCUGUUGAGGAAGAGCUUCGCCGUGAGCAGCAAAAGAUGUCUGAUGCAUUGUCCCACAAACAGAGGGUUAUUGAGGCACAAGAACAUAAAAUCGCUGCUUUAGAUGCUGCAAAUAAUCGCCUCCUCUCAGCUCUGACCACCCUGAAGGAUCGAUAUGCCCUUCAACAAGGUAAGAAUGGAGCCCAGCGUCUGUUGGCAGAACUGAGUGAACUGAAGAGCUCGUCAUGCUGAGAUGCUCAGUGUACAGUUCUUUGCAAAGGAAGGCAAGUAUCUGUUUGUCAAGAAGGGAUGUAGUUAAAUGUACCUGGUACUUGUACAUUUUACUGAUGAUGCAAGUCCACCAAAGCAUUAGAUACAAGAAUGAUCAGCGGCUUUUUGUAUGACUGGUAAGGUGCAAUCAAGAUUUACUGUUUAUUUUAAGGGUUUGAUUAUUUUUUAUAGAACAAAACUUAUUGAGAAGUUUUAUGGGCAAAUUUGCUGUAGGUCCAAUAAUAUUUUGAAGUUGUAAUUCUUUAGUUAAACUUUGUGUAAUAUGUCAUCUUUCAGAAGAAAUAGCAACUUCGCCACUGUCAUCAAUCAUUCUGUGCACAUAAAUUUAUGCCACAAUGAUCAAUACCAGGUACAUACAACCCUUUAUUAAAAUGUCCAACUCCACAUUUAUUGCGUCUUAUAAAAUGGACGUAUUUACCUCAUCGUGGUUUAAGAUGCCAGAUACUAUGAAGUCAUGGUAUCUUUAUAAUAAAGAGUAUCUGUAAGAUCGACUUCAUUCGACAGUUGAUACUUACCAGAAUCAUAGCUGGAACAGUAUUUUCUGUAACUUGAGUCUUGUUGUCAUAUUUGAUUGUGAAUUGAGAGUCGUGGUUAGUGAAAUGUGACUGUAUCAUAUUCAGCUGUAGGGUAUACGGACAACCAGAUGUUAGCUAGUUAUUGUACCUGUUUUUUAUCAGCUGUUAUAUGAGGCUGUACUUUAUUUUUGUUUUAAAGUAUGGAGGAAAGUCAUGAAUAAGACAGUAUUUUACCUAUCUGCCAUGCAGAAGUAAUGUACGCGCGCUGUUUCAUUAGUCAUGCUGCACAUCACUAAAUGCUUUUAAAAAAUGCACAAAUUCAUAAUAAUAUGUACAGUAAUCACUGACAUGGAUGUCUUGGCUACGUACAUUUUAAUAAAUAAGUACAGUAUGCCUUGAUCGCCAGAGAUUUAAACUUUUGAAAGUGGACCAUUUACACUGUUCAUGCAUAAACACUCUGUAUUAGAAAUGGCUGUAACGAUAUUGUCGCAUUAAGUGGCCGAUGUUUUCUUGUCUGACUGUGGCAAUUUUGUAAUAAACAAGUAUGACAGUAGUACAACUCUGCGACUGUUAUUUGCAUACGUGAAACGCUGUUCGCAUCUAGCAUUCCGUAGUCAAAAUACAAUUACAACUAUUAGGUGGUAUAAGAAACGCUUUCAAAAUUAUCAUUGCAAAUAUAUGUGGUAAAAUUUUCAGUAUAUUGUCAUGCUUUGAUCUGUAGCAAUUGGUCAUUUUGAAUGUAUGUUUUAUUAUACACUCUAUAUUGUACUCGUUCUUGAAUUUCUUUGCAUGUGUUUGUUUAGGGAUACAACAAAAUAAUUUACGGCCAUUGCUAUUAUUAAUGCAGCGUAGUGAGGAAGCAGUCGGCUGCUUUAGUAUUAUCCUGUGUGUAUUUUGUAGAUUUCUCAUUACCAAAGAUUAGUUGUUUGGCAUCAUAAAUGCCAGGUUGUUUCUGUAUAUGUUUGGGAAAUGAUUUAUAUUGUGGUCUGUGAAACAUGGCAAAAUAAAGGUUCUACUACAAACAUGUACAUAUAAGCCAUAUCAGUAUAGGAUGACAUACAAUAAUUUAUGUUUUUUACCUUUGUUAAAUGUUUUUGUGUGCUAGAAAGGUCAUUUAACUAUCUAAAAAUUGAAACGGUAGUUGUUUCUGAUAGUAUUUUUUUGCGUUAAUUUUUCUAAGAAACUACAACAGACUUGCCAUGAUUGAGCUGAAGUUUUUUUAUCUAGCGCUUCUUAUUGUAAUUGUAUCAGUUUUUGUGUGAUACACAAAUAAUGUAUAUCCACUCCUUCCCAUUUUUUUGUAAGUGUAAAUUUGAAUGUAGAUUAUAUGAACUGUACACAAUAUUUAUCACAUUACACAAGUAAUUUAAAGCUGUUUACUUCA
Molecule: messenger RNA, 8333 nt
Organism: Zootermopsis nevadensis
Lineage: Eukaryota; Metazoa; Arthropoda; Insecta; Blattodea; Termopsidae
Gene: raskol
Product: Ras GTPase-activating protein raskol
Biological process (GO): regulation of GTPase activity
Source: RefSeq, a predicted model, not a curated record